AUGAAACUUUUAUGGACCUUAUCGACGGUUUUGCUGAUUGUGGCACCAUCGAUUUUGGCAUCAAAUAAUGGCAACAACCGGUUGGAUAUGGCUGCUCAACGAAGAGCAGCCAACAUUCAUCGUAUGGACACUAUCAUUCUCCUCACCUAUAUGUCAGUGAUGGUUGUCAUUGUGGUCACCGCUUGGGCGUUCAAGCAUUACCGUUUCAGAUUCAUUCACGAGAGUGGGGUCACACUUUUCUAUGGGUUAUUGAUCGGUUUUGUCAUUCGAUAUUUUGGCCUGGGGUUGAUGCAGUCACAGACAUUCGAUGUGGAAACCAAAAACAAAUCGAUGGUGAACGAACCACCUGAUUAUCUGAUGUUGGAAGUAAAGCCAGAAGGGGGCUCGCGUGUAUCAUUUCACUACGAACUCAUUGAAGGAUUCUUUGCAGACAAACGAAAGAAGAUAGAGCAGCAAAUAGAGCAGAAGAGUGUCUUCUCUCCCGAAGUCUUCUUCAAUAUGUUGAUUCCACCAAUAAUCUUUAAUGCAGGAUACUCGUUGAAAAAACGUCAUUUCUUCAGAAACAUUGGGAGUAUUCUAGCGAUAGUGUUCAUUGGUACCACAAUAUCAUGUUUUGGAACUGGAUGUCUCAUGUUCGUGUUCACUUCCAUAUUCCGAAUGGGUUAUACAUUCAAGGAACUUCUCUUUUUCGGAGCACUUAUCUCUGCAACAGAUCCUGUAACCAUCAUAUCAGUGUUCAAUGACAUGAACGUGGAAGCUGACCUGUUUGCGCUUAUAUUUGGAGAGAGUGCUUUGAAUGAUGCAGUCGCUAUUGUGCUUUCAGAAGUCAUUGAAAACUUCUCAACAAGCAGUGAAGCAAUCACACUACAAGAUUUUGGAAGUGCCAUUGCAGGAUUCGGUGGUGUAUUCUUCGGCUCAUUGAUGCUAGGAUUCACAAUUGGUUGUAUGAACGCGUUCCUCACAAAAAUGACAUUGAUUGCUGAACAUCCACUUCUCGAAAGUUCAUUGUUUGUGCUCAUCUCCUAUAUAUCAUUUUUGGUUGCAGAAGUUUGUGGGUUAACUGGAAUCGUAUCAGUCUUGUUCUGUGGUAUCGCUCAAGCUCACUAUACAUACAACAACUUAUCCGAUGAGUCUCAAGGCAACACCAAACACUUUUUCCAUAUGGUGUCUUUCAUCAUGGAGAGUUUCAUUUUCUGUUACAUCGGUGUCAGUGUCUUCGUCACCAACAAUCAAAGAUGGAGUUUCUCAUUUUUGUUCUUCUCCCUGAUUUCCAUCACAGCUUCCCGAGCUCUCUUUGUGUAUCCACUCAGUUGGCUACUCAAUGUUCGAAGACGUCCGAAAAUUCCAAUGAGGUACCAACACAUGAUUUUAUUUGCGGGAUUACGUGGAGCAAUGGCUUUUGCUUUAGCCGGAAGAAACACGUCAACGGAGAAUAGACAGACAAUCUUUGCAACAACAACUGCAGUCGUUAUAGUGACAGUGUUGGUGAAUGGUGGGCUCACUUCAUGGAUGAUUGACUAUCUUCAAAUAAAACAUGGAAAAGAUGCCAUCGAAGAAGGUCAGCGGCUGGAGAAUUCGAUGAGUUGCUCACCACAAGGAGAACAUAACUCCGAGAUGGAUGAAUCCAUACCGGUGACAAUGGCUCCUGGUCUCAACCCUUGGGAUAAAGCGUUCCUUCCAAGAAAGUGGUAUCACUUCGAUGCCAGUUUCAUGAAACCACUGCUCACUCAUGCUACACCUUCUCUGGAGCAAACACUUCCUCCGAUAUGCCUUCCACUUACAUCUUUGCUGACGUCUAGCCGUCAGCGUGCGUACAUCAACGCGGAACCGUUUGACACAAUUGUACAGUCAGGCACUUCACUAAUUGAUGUAUCCGGUUGUGUUGAAGAACCCGUUUGA
This is a messenger RNA of Caenorhabditis remanei, 1899 nucleotides long. RefSeq lists its product as uncharacterized. Gene Ontology annotation, molecular function: sodium:proton antiporter activity. Gene Ontology annotation, cellular component: membrane; recycling endosome. The record is from RefSeq and is a predicted model, not a curated record. The transcript has 18 exons. The coding region runs from base 1 to 1899 and encodes 632 amino acids. Lineage: Eukaryota; Metazoa; Nematoda; Chromadorea; Rhabditida; Rhabditidae. Gene Ontology annotation, biological process: regulation of pH; proton transmembrane transport; sodium ion transport.